Rosa rugosa (rugosa rose) is the source of this 2364-nucleotide messenger RNA. RefSeq lists its product as uncharacterized. Gene Ontology annotation, molecular function: nucleic acid binding; RNA-DNA hybrid ribonuclease activity. Bases 1 to 2364 code for a protein of 787 amino acids. The transcript is spliced from 3 exons. Lineage: Eukaryota; Viridiplantae; Streptophyta; Magnoliopsida; Rosales; Rosaceae. The record is from RefSeq and is a predicted model, not a curated record.
AUGAUUGACACCGGAGCCGCCUUCAAUGUCGUCACUACUAGGACCAUGCACUUGCUAGGGAUCAAGAGGGAGAAGAUCAAGUCUACGUCCCUCGCGCUCAAGAACUUCGCGGGAACUGUGACGAAGACCUUAGGAUUGCUGUUCCUGCGCAUUAAGGUCGGUCCAGCAGAGGGGGUGUAUGCUUUCUUUGUCACGGACCACUAUGCGGCCUAUAGUGCUAUUUUGGGCAGAGACUGGAUCCAUCGGAGCUAUUGCGUACCAUCGGAGCUUCAUCAGGAAUUGGUUGUAUGGAACAGAGAAACAGACACAGCCGAGGUAAUCAAAGCGGACCCUCGCCCAUUCCCAGUAUUCACGAACUACGUAGAUGCCAGAUACUAUUUGGAACCUAUCACUCCAUUGCAGAAUGGCAAGAUGCGGGUCUGCGUGGAUUAUAGAGACCUGAACCUUGCUACACCUAAGGAUGUUUACCCCAUGUCGGUCGCGGAUAUGUUAGUAGACGCUGUAGCAGGACAUGAGUUGUUGUCCUUCAUGGAUGGCACUGCAGGAUAUCACCAAAUUCCGGUCGCUGAGGAGGACAGACAUAAAACCGCUUUCUGCUGUCCCGGAUUCGCGGGUGUUUUUGAGUAUGUGGUCAUGCCCUUUGGGUUAAAGAACGCUGGGGCAACGUAUCAGAGGGCCAUGAACCUGAUCUUCCAUGACAUCCUUGGGAAGAUUCUAGAGGUUUAUAUCGAUGACGUAGUUGUGAAGUCUUGGAAAAGAGGAGACCACAUCGCAGAUCUCAGAAAGGUAUUUGAGCUAAUGCGACGACACAAGCUCAAGAUGAAUCCCGUUAAAUGCGUUUUCGGAGUUCAAGCAGGAGAUUUUCUAGGGUUCAUUGUCCAUCAGCGAGGGAUCGAGGUCCCAGAAGACAAAGCGAGCACCGUCAUCAACGCAUCUCCCCCACGAACGAAGAAGGAAUUGCAGCGUUUGUUGGGUAAGAUUAAUUUCUUGAGACGCUUCAUCUCUAACUCUGCCGGUAAGAUCCAGCCCUUCUCGCCAUUAUUGAAGUUACAGGGGCAAAGCGAGUUUGUAUGGGAGCCUAAGCAUCAAGAGGCUUUCGACAGAAUUAAGGCUUAUUUAGCGAGCCCGCCAGUGCUGGUUCCUCCCAGGGCUGGAUUUCCAUUGAAGUUAUAUAUCUCCGCCGCUGAGGCUUCCAUUGGCAGCCUGCUCGCUCAGGAUGAUGAGGGAGGCAUCGAGCACGCUAUAUUCUACCUCAGCCGGACACUGACGGAUUGUGAGACAAGGUAUACUCCUAUGGAAAAGCUGUGUCUUACUUUGUACUUCUCAGCGUGCAAGUUGCGGCACUACAUGUUAUCCUUUACUACCUGCAUCAUUGCUCAAACCGAUUUGGUCAAGUACAUGUUAUCACGACCUAUUCUGCAAGGCCGCAUUGGCAAGUGGGUACUAGCUCUUUCUGAGUUUUCGCUACAGUAUGUACCUCAGAAGGCUGUAAAAGGACAGGCCAUCGCGGACUUUCUAGCGCACCUUCCCAUGGUGGAUAUUCCCGCGACGAAUGAGCUAGAGAUAGUAACCACAACUGCUUCUAGGCUAGAUUUGGCGCGCAUACCAGAAUAUGCAGCGGAGUAUGAGGCUCUUAUUAUCGGGCUUGAAGUUUUAUUGGAACUAGGAGUCAGGGAUGUUCAGAUACGCGGCGAUUCUCAGCUUGUGAUCAAUCAGCUUCAAGAGAAAUACAUAUGUGCUAGCUGGUUGCUCAUGCCAUACUUGAAUCGUGCCAUUGAGCUUUUGGAUCAAUUUGACGACGUCAACUUGGAGUACAUCCCUCGCGAGCGCAAUUUCAAGGCUAAUAAGCUCGCUCAACUGGCCACGGGCUUUACCUUGAAGUACGGGGUUCGCGAGCGUAUUCUGAAAGUUGAGCGUCGCACAUUACCUUCAUGGCUCGCAUGGCCUGACCCGCCUGACGACCCAGUAGUCGCGCAGCUUGAACCUAUCGAUGUUGAUUGGCGCAUUCCGUUGAUCAAUGAUCUCAAGCGACCAGACCCCACAGCUGACAGGAAGAUUCGAUUUCUUGCUUUGAAUUUCUUCCUCAGGGGCGAUGAGCUGCGACGGCGUGGAGAAGAUGGCAUGGACUUCCGUUGUGUCUAUGGCCGCGAAGCGAAACGAUUAAUGCGUGAAGCACACACAGGGAUUUGUGGAGCUCAUCAGGCAGGACCUAAGAUGCGAUGGCUCAUCAGGAGACACGGUUAUUACUGGCCCAGCAUUUUAAAGGAUUGCAUAGCAUUCGCCAAAGGAUGUGAAGAUUGUCAGGCGCAUGGUCCAAUCCAGCAUAUUCCUAACAUUCCCAUGCAGCCCAUCAUCAAGCCUUGA